AUGACGCGAACUCCGUGGAUCGGCGGCAACUGGAAGUCGAAUGGCACCGUUGCGUCCAUUUCCGAGCUCUCAAAGGAGUUCAACCAGGCGAACUUCAACCCAAGUCAAACGCAAGUCGUCCUCUUUCCCACUGCAUUGCACAUUGCACUGGCCAAGGAGAAACUAAAAAAUGAGUUCCAAGUCGGCUGCCAAAAUAUCUCAAAGACUGGACCUGGAGCCUUUACAGGCGAAAUAACAGCAGAGAUGGUAGCAGACAUGGGUUUGAAGUGGGUUAUGGUUGGCCACAGCGAGAGGCGCCAGUACUACGGCGAGACCGAUGAAGUCGUAGCUGAGAAAGUUGCGAUGGCGAUGAAACAAGACGGGCUCAACGUUGUGAUCUGCAUUGGGGAGAAGUUGGAGGAGCGCGAGAGCAACAAGACGAUGGAUGUUUGCAAGACUCAGCUUAACGCUGUUAUUCCGAAAGUAACAAAUUGGAAUAAAGUCGUCAUCGCCUACGAACCCGUCUGGGCAAUAGGCACUGGCAAAGUCGCCACUCCUGAACAGGCACAGGAAGUUCACCGUGAUCUCCGCAAGUUCAUUUCCGAGCGUUGCGGCGCCGACGUGGCUGCAGGGUUGCGCAUAGUGUACGGUGGUUCUGUGAGCGACUCCAACUGCGUGUCUUUGAUUAAAUGCGAAGACGUUGAUGGGUUCCUUGUGGGCGGAGCUUCACUUAAGAAGGCCUUUAUCGAUAUCAUCGACGCCCCCAACAAAGCGUGA
This is a messenger RNA of Eimeria maxima, 756 nucleotides long. Its product is annotated as triosephosphate isomerase, putative. The record is from RefSeq and is a predicted model, not a curated record. The transcript has 5 exons. Lineage: Eukaryota; Apicomplexa; Conoidasida; Eucoccidiorida; Eimeriidae. The coding region runs from base 1 to 756 and encodes 251 amino acids. Gene Ontology annotation, cellular component: cytosol. Gene Ontology annotation, biological process: glycolytic process; gluconeogenesis; glyceraldehyde-3-phosphate biosynthetic process. Gene Ontology annotation, molecular function: triose-phosphate isomerase activity.